Molecule: messenger RNA, 1863 nt
Organism: Mesocestoides corti
Lineage: Eukaryota; Metazoa; Platyhelminthes; Cestoda; Cyclophyllidea; Mesocestoididae
Source: the annotation of a GenBank genome assembly
AUGACUGCUUGUCAAUUGGCUGUUUAUUCACAGCGGUUCAACCCAGAGAGCAAAGGCAUGGCCAGAAUUAUCGUCAAAGUCGAUGACCAUGGCCACGAGAACAUGAGUGAAGCCUUGGUCGACCUUAGGAGCUACCUCCUUCGGAGUCAAUUACAAGUCUGCACCUCACAAUCCGAGUUAAAGACGCACUUCACCACAACCUACAGUCUGCUACCUCGUCUGUAUUCCACCUGCAUUCCUGGGCGUAUGCGCCUCGCACUUACCAAGGAGGCUCUUUCAGAUUGCUUAACCAAAUGGGAAGAUGAAUACUGUUUUGCAUUUUUCGAUGUCCAUGACAAGUUGCCCUCGGAAAAAAUCCUCGUCGCGUCACCAGACUACGGGCUAAACCGCAGAGACUUCUCAUUAGCACCCUUUGGAGUGGUCUUUCCCUACUGGCCCAUGGCUCCGGUGACUGUCCACACACCCCAACCAAUGUUCAAUACGCACAGAGUCAUCAUGAAUCCCUCCAGAAGGGCCUAUAUUAUUGGGACAGAUUUAGGGAGACUAUCGGGCAACGCGAAGGAAGAAUUGCCAUCAAUCAUCACCAGUCUUUCAAAUGUCGCACAAAUUAUCCAGAAAUCCAGCUUCUGUCUCAUAGUGGUCAAUGACUGGGAAAACAUAACCCCCUCGGCAGUGCGUUCCAUUCACGCACAGUUAUGGACGUGCCUCAAAUUCCACUCCAUUCCCCUUAUACCAACGCAUUACGUCAAGGAGAAUGCGGAAAAAGUCCUGCCAUUCUUCGGCCUUUUAGAAAGUCUAUGGUCCAGAGCAAUCGUAUUCCAGCCCUUCAUAAACGCGAGUGACUUUGUCCACCGAUUGAUGGAGAUAUUCUCUAACGAAGGCGUUGUUUUGAUGGACAAGGGUGCUAAGUUAUUUAAUCGUCACCUGGCAACGGUGGGUAAGCAAGUGGAAACGGCAGUGGCAGCAUUAAACAGAGCGUUAUCGUUUCCGCAGCCUGCGCUUCCCGUAGUUAAAACUUAUCAAACUGGACGCAUCCAGGACACCCGUGUGCACAUCUACGAGGUGUAUGACUACCCGAAGGAAAGCAAAUCGUUCAUGCCUUCGGGCUUGGUGCAGCCCAACGAGGAAUGCGACCCGCCAUCUGAUGAUGCAUUUGAGGGACCUCUUUGGACAUUAGAGACAAGUCCGUGGCAAAGAUGCAAGGCGAGUGAAGUUAUCUUCCUGACUUACGACAGAACCGCAAUGUUGAUCUCCAACAUCAAGCGUUUCCUGCAAAUCCAAGACCUGAUCCAUUCGAUACUUGUGGUAAUCCGGGUACCUUUGAAUAAGCUGCAAAGCCGAUUUCUGCCCUUCGACAUUAUCAAAACAGAUGCAGUAUUAACGCUUGAUGAUGAGGUGGUUCCAGAUGGCAAGUCUACGAGGGCCGGUUUCAGCUUAUGGAAGGAACACCCGGACAGGUUGGUCGGUUUCGUGGCAAGAGGUCACAAAUGGUAUGACAGAAUGGGUCAAUUUCGAUACGUUGCAACGGCACAACCCACCUACUCUUUCAUAUUAACGGGUGCAUCCUUCUUUCACAAGUACUACCUGUAUGCCUACACGUUUGAGCUUCUACACGAGAUUUAUGCAGUGGUGGAUGAGAUAAUGAACUGUGAAGACAUAGCAAUGAACAUGCUUACUCAGCAGAUCUCCGAAAAACCUCCCCUCAGGGUCAUCAGUGGAACGCGGUUUGCGUGUCCCUCCUGUACAGAAGGACUUUCGCGUAAAAAAGGACACUAUCACAUGCGAAGUGCCUGCAUAACUAACUUCAUUCAUUUAUUUGGCUAUGAUCCACUCAAAACCACCAACUUCAUGAAGAAAGUUUGA